Messenger RNA from Phycodurus eques (leafy seadragon), 893 nucleotides. It is a transcript of the gene csrp3, whose product is annotated as cysteine and glycine-rich protein 3 (cardiac LIM protein). Gene Ontology annotation, molecular function: structural constituent of muscle; actinin binding. Gene Ontology annotation, cellular component: cytoplasm; nucleus; Z disc. Lineage: Eukaryota; Metazoa; Chordata; Actinopteri; Syngnathiformes; Syngnathidae. The record is from RefSeq and is a predicted model, not a curated record. Gene Ontology annotation, biological process: sarcomere organization; muscle tissue development; cardiac muscle contraction. The coding region runs from base 67 to 852 and encodes 261 amino acids. The transcript is spliced from 7 exons.
GGUCAGAGGGCAUGGCUCAGUCACAAGUUAUUUUAGGAGGAUACUUUCAUUGAAGCGUCACCGCUGAUGGCGAGAUGGACUUUAUUUAAGCCAGCCUGGAUCACACAAUGCCACUGUGGGAUAGAAGCACACAGACGCGAAUCAAGUUUUGGGGUAGGCCCUUUUCUAUUCCAGCAUGACCGUUCCCCAGCGCACGAAGCAAGCUCCAUAAAGGCGUGGUUGGAUGAGAGCCCUGACCUCAAGGCCAGCAAACACACUUGGGAGGAGAAUAUGCCAAACUGGGGAGGCGGUGCAAAGUGUGCAGCCUGUGAGAAGACUGUCUACCAUGCAGAGGAGAUGCAGUGUAAUGGGAGAAGCUUCCAUAAAACCUGCUUCAUGUGCAAGAGCUGCAGAAAAGGGCUGGACAGCACCACGGUAGCCGCGCACGAGUCCGAGAUCUACUGCAAAUCUUGCUACGGCAAAAAAUACGGGCCAAAAGGUUACGGAUACGGGCAAGGGGCUGGAGCUCUGAGCUCGGAUCCUGUUGGACAGCAUGUCAACGUGCAGCCUGAUGACGCUAAACCACGGCAAUCCUCCACAAAUUCCACUUCCAACAAGUUUUCCCAGAAGUUCGGAGGCUCCGACCGCUGCCCUCGCUGCUCCAAAGCUGUCUAUGCAGCGGAGAAAGUGAUGGGAGCAGGGAAGCCUUGGCAUAAAACCUGCUUCCGCUGCGCUAUGUGCGGUAAAAGUCUGGAGUCGACCACAGUGACUGACAAGGAUGGAGAGAUCUACUGUAAAGUUUGCUAUGCCAAAAACUUUGGGCCAAAAGGAUUUGGACUGGGGAAUGCCGCCAUGUUGGAGGACCGAGAGUGAACACUGCUUGGAAGUCAUGAAGCAUUAACAAUUAUCCAUGG